This is a messenger RNA of Drosophila gunungcola (fruit fly), 847 nucleotides long. RefSeq names its product COMM domain-containing protein 3. The record is from RefSeq and is a predicted model, not a curated record. Bases 136 to 774 code for a protein of 212 amino acids. Gene Ontology annotation, biological process: sodium ion transport. Lineage: Eukaryota; Metazoa; Arthropoda; Insecta; Diptera; Drosophilidae. The transcript is spliced from 2 exons.
UCUGUUAAACUGUGCUGUUAAGUGCGAUAAGCGUGCUGUUAGGCGCGUUACUUGUUUACAACCGGGUCAAUUUAAUAAUCCCCAUUGUUAUAGGCUUGAAUUCAAAGGAUCCGCAAAGGAUAUAGGCUGCUCGACAUGGCCACGUCGCCGGGAAAGUCCCCCGCCUUGGAGGCAGGCAACACCGAAACCACUGGCCUGCUCUCUGCCACCGUGGUGGCUGGUCUCAGGAACCUGGGAGCCAUCAUCUCGCCCCCACUGACCAAGCUGCUCAUCGCAAACUCGCUGAAACUGACCCUCCAUCCGGAUGCCACCAUUGCCCCCGUGCCCGAGAUCUAUGCCAGCAAUGCGGCCUGCGCCAAACAAAGCGAGUAUGCCGUGGUCACCCUCUAUGCCCUGGCCACCAAGCACGGCUGGGAUGGCCUCCACCUGCGCCAGCAGCUGGAGCAACUGGGCCUGGACGCCGGCGCCGUGGACGAGCUGAGCCGCGUGUACGAGGACAGCCGCAAGGAGCUGGUGCUCCGACAGCUGCAGCUGGGCCACAGCUUUCCGCACAUCACCGACAUCCAGUGGCGCAUCGUGUGCGACGUCAAGUCCUCCACCUCCGACUGCAGCACGGGCGUGGCCAACUUCCACAUCAACCUGGGCAACUUUCGGCCCAGCAGUGGCGAACGCGUGACCAUCGUGGAGUUCGUCUGCAACGCCGAGGAGCUGCAGUCGCUGAUCAACCGGCUGAAGGAGAUCGAGCGGCACUGCAACCAAAUGGCCGUGGCCUAGGACUCAACUCAGCUUUCUCAACAUUCUUAUCGAUUAUAUUUCGCAGCAUAUAUAACACACACACACACACACA